Molecule: messenger RNA, 2322 nt
Organism: Rhopalosiphum maidis (corn leaf aphid)
Lineage: Eukaryota; Metazoa; Arthropoda; Insecta; Hemiptera; Aphididae
Product: maltase 2-like
Exons: 10
Coding region: 159-2039 (626 amino acids)
Biological process (GO): carbohydrate metabolic process
Source: RefSeq, a predicted model, not a curated record
UAAAAAAUAUUAGUUAUUAGUUUUAUUCCAGUAAAUAUUUUUUAAUUUUAAUUUAAUGAACGUUAGUUAAAUUAUUCCUCAGUGUUGGUGAUAUUUACACUGUCAGUUUGAGUGGCAUAUAGUGUUAGUACUUAUAUAGAUUAUCUCGAAUCUUAAAUAUGCGUCGUGAGUGCAUGGUUUUGUUAAUAUUAAAUUUGGCUGAAUAUUUAGCCAACUCAAAGAAUAUUCCAGUCACAGAUGAUAAAACAGACUUAGAUUGGUGGCAAACAGCGGUUUUCUACCAAAUCUAUCCAAGAUCAUUUAAGGAUAGCAAUGGUGACGGUAUAGGAGAUCUUAAAGGAAUUGAGGAGAAAGCGGAACACUUUAAAGACAUAGGAGUGGACUGUGUUUGGUUAUCUCCCAUUUUUAAGUCACCUAUGGCAGACUUUGGUUACGACAUUUCGGAUUACAAUGCUAUUGAUUCCGUGUAUGGCACAAUGGAUGACUUUGUUUCGUUGCAGAAAAAAUUGAAAUCAUUAGGCAUUAAAAUUAUAAUGGACUUCGUACCUAAUCAUUCAAGUGAUGAACACGAAUGGUUUAAAAAGUCUGUAGAAAAAAUUUAUCCAUACACAGAUUAUUAUGUUUGGAGAGAUGCUAAAUGCGAUGAAAAUAACUUGAGAAUACCACCAAAUAAUUGGCAAAGUUUAUUUAGUAAUUCAGCAUGGACUUGGAAUGAACAACGUGGGCAGUAUUAUUUACAUCAAUUUGAUCCUAAACAGCCAGAUUUAAAUUACAGAAAUAAAGAAUUGGUUACAGAAAUGAAAAAUAAUUUGAGGUUCUGGUUAGAUCUUGGUGUAGAUGGGUACAGAGUAGACGCCGUACCGUUUUUAUUUGAGGAUUCGCAAUUUUUAGAUGAGCCCAAAAAACCAGAAGAGCUCGCUAAAAAGGAGAAAAAUACUUAUGAUCGAUAUUAUCAUGAUUACACAAUGGAUUUACCUGAAACGUAUGAUAUGAUCAGUCAAUUUAGAGACGUUUUUGAAGAAUAUAAACUGAAAGAUGGAAAAACCAGAGUUAUGAUUACUGAAGCGUACACUACCAUUGAAAACACUAUACGAUAUUAUGGUAAUAAGACUAAUUUGGGAGCACAUAUGCCAUUUAACUUUGGAUUGAUUGAACGAUUAAAUGAUUCUUCAAAUGCCGCUAAAUUCAACGAUGCGGUGAAUAGUUGGUUGGAUAUCAUGCCCGAUGGAAAAUGUGCGAACUGGGUAAUCGGCAAUCACGAUCAACCGCGCGUGGCCACGCGGUUCGGCAGCGAAAUGGUGGACGCCAUGAACAUGUUGAACAUGUUGUUGCCCGGUGUCGCGUUCACGUACAUGGGCGAGGAGAUCGGCAUGUCGGACACGGCCGUCCGCUGGGACCAGACAGUGGACCCGAGGGGCCUGAACGCGGGGCCCGACGGUUUCCGGAUAUUGAGCAGGGACCCGGCCAGGUCGCCGUACCAGUGGAACGCCACGGCCCACGCCGGGUUCACGGCGGCUUCGUCGAAACCGUGGCUUCCGGUGAAUCCCAACUACUGGAAGCUGAACCUGGACGCGCAACGGAAACAGCACUGCAGCCACUACACCGUGUACAAGCGGCUGGCUAGGCUCCGGAAGACCCGGACGGUGCAGCGCGGUUCGUUCGAAGGCAGAGCGCUGUCCGAGUGGGUGUACGCGUUCACCAGGUCACUGCCGUCAGAAGAAACUUAUCUGGUGGUGAUAAACGUGGGAUCAGAGGAAGAACGUGUCAACUUGAUGAGCAGUUGGCCAACUGCAGCCAAAGACGAAACGUGGGUGGUACACACGCCAAGCGUUAAUUCACAAUUCUCAAUUGGACAUUCAUUGAAGACAAGUGAAUUUACGAUGAGACCUAAAUCGGCCAUGGUUUUGUGUAACAAAAGACAUUCAUUGGUUUUGUCGUCAUCUUCAUCAUCAACCUCUUCGUUAUCCUCGUCUUCGCUGAUGUAUCCAAUAGCAAUGUUCGUAGUCGCCUUGAGUUACAGUUAUAUAUUAGUCAAGUAGUAAUUGUCAGUCGUCUAUGAACAUCGAUUAUACAUCAUAACAUCAUUAUAGUUAUAAAAUCGAUAAUUUUCGUAUCUAACAAUAUCAUAUAAUGACUAUUAAAAAACAUAAAAAUUAAAUUUAUCGCCUAUUAUUUAUUGUAUCUAUUAAAAAAAUUAUAUUACAAAUUAACAAAAUAAAUUGAGUAAUAAGAUAUUGUAUCGGUGAACGGCAAUCGAUACUAUACGGCCUAAAUAAUAAUAUUUAUAAAAAUGAUUAUAAAAUAAAUACCUAUCAUUCGAAA